Acanthosepion pharaonis is the source of this 3183-nucleotide messenger RNA. The record is from the annotation of a GenBank genome assembly. NCBI's taxonomy places the organism in Eukaryota, Metazoa, Mollusca, Cephalopoda, Sepiida, Sepiidae.
AUGUUGGCCGUCAGUAUCUCUCCCAAGAAGAAAAAGGUCGUGCAGGUGAGGCUGCUCAGUGGGGAAGAGAUCAGAGUUCCAGUUGAUGUAAAGUCAAAAUUUCAUGAAGUUUUCAAUGCUGUCGUUAUUCACCUGGGCCUAAGAGAAACUGAAUACUUUGGAUUAUCUCUUUGUAAAGAUGGAGAGUAUCAUUUUGUGAAUUUAGAUGAGAAAAUCCAUAAGCAAGCUCCCAAAGCCUGGAAGUCAGAGAAAGGGGACGGUCUUGAUGACAAAAGGCUUCCAUUGUUGACCGUUUAUUUUCGAGUGCAGUUUUAUGUUGAUGAAGUCUGUUUGCUGAGAGAAAAAGUAACCAGACACUUGUAUUACCUUCAGUUAAAAGAAAAUGUCCUUAACUACAGGCAUUUGUGUAGUGAGGAACGUUGCUUCCAAUUGGCUGCUUUUGCAUUGCAAGCAGACUUUGGGAAUUAUUAUCCUGAGAAGCACCAGCCGGGCAAUUAUUUCGACCCCAGAGAAUAUUUCCCAGCUUGGAUGGUAGGAGAACAUGGUCAAGAAUAUUUGUUCCAGAAUGCUCCUAAAAUGCAUAAGGAACAGCAGGAUGUCACAAAAAAUGAGGCAGAACUUAAGUAUAUACGUGAAUCCAUCAAGUACCCUGCUGCACAUAAUCUACACUUCUAUCGAAUGAAGAAGAAGAAAACAGAUAAAAUAUGGAAUGCAUGGCUUGGUAUUUGCCCCAAAGGUGUAGAAAUUUAUGAGGAAAUGAAAGGCAAUUUUAAAAAUCUUUUAUCAACGUUUCUCUGGCCAGAUAUUGAGAAGUUGUAUUUCGAUAAAAAGAAAUUUGAGAUCCGUUCUGUAGGACGGCCUGAAGGACGCAAAUUUACUUACUACACAGAAAGCGAUGCAAAGUCUAAGUAUAUUCUCUCUAUUUGUCGCAAUACUCACAUGUUUCAUUUAGAAUUGGAACCAAAAUUAAUGGAAAUUCGUCAUCUGCAAGCUGAAGAUAAAAGAAGAUACCGUGAAUCUUAUAUCUACAGUGAUGCACGUGACUUGGUGGUUAAUGGGGGUCUGGUGCCCUAUUGUGCAGCUCCAUCUACCAGUAGUGGCAGGUCGGGGACUGGUGUUGUGCAGCGGUGUUCAGUCAUCAGUGACACAAGCUCAAAUACGACAUCAGGAAUUGUCAGUGAUAAGGUCACUGUCAGUUUUGAUGAAAAUGAUGAUAAUGCUCGUGAAAUUAUUAUUGACAGUCCCCCAAGAGCCAAUGUUUUAGGUACUCCUAAUCAAAGUCGAAACAAGUUUACAAUCCCAACUCGAGAAACUGUUACUAAUUUACAAGAUUAUAUGCUUGCAGCUCCUGUUUCUAGUAACAGAAGUCCAAAAUUUGACAAUGGACCGAUGGAUUUAUACAAGUCUACAAACCGUUCUGGAAAUAGUCCAAAUUCCAAGACUAACUGUCCACACUCCCCUUUGUCCCAAACAAACAGUAGUGGUAGUUAUCGAAACCACUUGUUACCACAGCAGCAGCAACAACAACAACAGCAACAACCACCACAACCACAACCACCACCACCAUCCCAACAGCAACAGCAGCAAACAUCACAAUCAAGCCCACAAGCCCAGUCAGUCACCCCACCUGCUCCCAGCAACCAACAAAUUCUCUACAGUAAUAAGAUACCUCUGAAGUAUGCAAUAACAGGGGCUCCACAACCAGCUUUGCCUCAGUCACCAUCCCCAUGUGAAAAACCAAGUAAGCCAAUUAGUCGAAGCGUGAGUAGACGAGAUAGCUUCAAACAGCAUAGAUUGUUACAUGUAGAACCAGAGACGGCAAUUGAGACACCCACUUUGCCUACAGAAUCUCCCAAAACUGAUCCCAGUGCAAAUAUAUACUCUCUGCCACCUCCACUUCCAGUAUCACAUACAUCUAACAAGGAAUCAAGGAUGUUGCCAAAGAACAUGGUAUCAAUCCCAUCCAUCAACUACAGCCCACCAUCAUCCAACCAGAACCUUACUUCCACGACAAAUGGCAUUGAUCACGUGGUUGCACCUUGGGCAACAUCAGCAAUUCGACCUGUACCUUUGGACUCUGUCCCUUCCUGGGCAGCAGCUAAUGGCUUGCCUCCUUCAGCUUCUGACAAACUUGGCUCCACCCAGAUGGCAGGGGCAUGGGCAAACAGUGAUACUUCAGUCCAAGAGGCAUGGAACAAAAAUCUUGCUGAUCAAAUUGCAAGCUCAAUGUCUACUAACACUCAAUGGAAAAAUCUGCCCCCUGAUCAUUCAGCUUGGCCAGCAGAUGCCAUCCCAUCUUUAGUUAGCAAUGAUUGCCGUGGUUUCAAUAAUGUGGAGUCUAUUGGUCCUAAGCAUAGUCUACCAGAUAUCUUGCGGGGUGAGCUUCCCUCACAACGACCCAAUGAUGCCAGUUUGUUAAAUGCCCUGCCUACGCCAUCUGCUGUUGCUCCCUCUUCCACUGCUGCAGUGUGUGAUGCAGGGGAGGCUGCUUUCCACACAGAUACUGUCACUUCACAAUCAGUGGACAAGUGUUCUGGAGGCAUAUCUACUGAGCACAAUAUGGAUCCACCCACAAGUCAGUCUCCUGAACAAACCAGUUUGGAAGCCAACCAGCACCAAGCUCAAGCAUCCCCAUCUUCAUCACAACCAUCCGCACAAUCUGCUUCCGUGAUCCAGCAGCAACAACAACUUGCUGUUGGUGGAGUGACCACAGCAGAGUCUGAAGGAGCUAAUAUUAACCAGGAUGCCAAACCAAAAUCGCCCACAAAAAUAUCUCUGAAAAACCAAAAGGAGAUCUUACAUCCAGAACUCGAAAAAAUUCGAACAGAGGCCAACAGGAAUUCAGUUCCAUUCAUCACGGCACUUUUUAAUGACCAUUCGCUUAUGCAAAACAGCACUGGUAGUUUUUGCUCGACAGAUACUGGCACCAUGAAAUCUACGGAUUCCAGACACUCACAGGCCUCAAACCAUGACACUGAUGCCCGAAGAAUUGUAGAAAAGUACUUUACACCUGGUUAUUUUUACACAGCAAAAAAAACACUUGUCUUCCUUCCCUUUUCAUCUCUCUUUCUUUCUCUCAUUCACAAUUUUAACUUGUCUCUGUUUUUCAUCCCUUUUUAUUUUCAAAGUCUUCCUUUUCUUGAAUUUCCAACUUGUUUUUCAUCAAUCUUAAAUUCCUUCUGA